Moesziomyces antarcticus is the source of this 1434-nucleotide messenger RNA. RefSeq names its product CNDP dipeptidase. Gene Ontology annotation, biological process: proteolysis. Gene Ontology annotation, molecular function: metallodipeptidase activity. The transcript has a single exon. NCBI's taxonomy places the organism in Eukaryota, Fungi, Basidiomycota, Ustilaginomycetes, Ustilaginales, Ustilaginaceae. Bases 1 to 1434 code for a protein of 477 amino acids. The record is from RefSeq and is a predicted model, not a curated record.
AUGGCCACCGCAGAGCAAAAGAAGUUCGUCUCGCAGAUUGACGCCAACAAGGCGGCGUUGAUCGACCGCCUUGCCAAGGCCGUGUCGAUCCCGUCGGUAUCGGGCGACGCUGCGUACCGCAAGCACUGCUUCGAGAUGGCCGACUGGCUGCUCGCCGAGCUCAAGCAGCUGGGUGCCACGGCCGAGCUCAAGCCUCUGGGCAAGCAGGUGCUGGACGGACAGGAGAUCGAGCUGCCGCCCGUCAUCCUCGGCGACCUGGGCAAGGACCCCAAGAAGAAGACCAUCCUGGUGUACGGCCACUUUGACGUGCAGCCUGCGCUCAAGUCGGACGGCUGGGACACGGAGCCUUUCGAGCUCAUCACCGACGAGAAGACGGGCCGCAUGUACGGCCGUGGAUCGACCGACGACAAGGGUCCCAUCCUCGGCUGGCUCAACGCCAUCGAGGCGCACCAGCAGGCUGGCAUCGAGAUGCCGGUCAACCUCAAGUUCUGCUUCGAGGGCAUGGAGGAGAGCGGCAGUGUGGGCCUGGACGAGCUUAUCGCUGCCGAGAAGGACACCUUCUUCCAGGGCGUCGACGCUGUCUGCAUCUCGGACAACUACUGGCUGGGCACGCAGAAGCCCUGCCUGACGCACGGCCUUCGUGGCAUUGCGUACUUCAAGCUGGCCAUCUCGGGUCCCGCUCGCGACCUGCAUUCGGGCGUGUUCGGCGGUGUGGUGCACGAGCCGAUGACCGACCUGUUCACCAUCAUGUCGAAGCUGGUCACCGCCAAGGGCGAGAUCCUGAUCCCGGGCAUCAAGGAGCUCGUGGCUCCUCUCACGGACGAGGAGCGCAAGCGCUACGACGUCAUGGACUUCCAGCUCAGCGACAUUGAGGGCGCCACGGGUAGCAAGACGACUGUGAGCGACGACAAGGCGGCGGUGCUGAUGGGUCGCAUGCGCUACCCGUGCCUGUCGCUCCACGGCAUCGAGGGAGCCUUCUCGGAGCCGGGUACCAAGACGGUGAUCCCUGCCAAGGUGGUGGGCAAGUUCUCGCUUCGCCUGGUGCCGGACAUGACGCCAGAGAAGGUGAACGAGCUGGUGACCAAGUACGUCAACGACGAGUUUGCCAAGAUCGGCAGCAAGAACACGAUGAACAUCACGAGCGAGCACGGUGGCAAGCCGUGGCUGGCCGACCCCAACCACUGGAACUACGAGGCGGCGAUCAAGGCGACCGAGACGAUCUACGGCGUGAAGCCGGAUCUGACGCGCGAGGGCGGCUCGAUCCCCGUUACGCUCACGUUUGCCGACACGCUGCAGAAGAACGUGCUGCUGCUGCCGAUGGGCCGCAGCGACGACGGCGCGCACUCGAUCAACGAGAAGCUCGACAUCUCCAACUACAUUGAGGGCACCAAGCUCCUCGGCCUCUACCUGCACGAGGUGGCCGCCAUCAACUAA